This is a messenger RNA of Apodemus sylvaticus (European woodmouse), 4618 nucleotides long. RefSeq names its product DAB adaptor protein 2 (gene Dab2). Gene Ontology annotation, biological process: positive regulation of endocytosis; receptor-mediated endocytosis; negative regulation of canonical Wnt signaling pathway. The transcript is spliced from 16 exons. NCBI's taxonomy places the organism in Eukaryota, Metazoa, Chordata, Mammalia, Rodentia, Muridae. The record is from RefSeq and is a predicted model, not a curated record. The coding region runs from base 505 to 2805 and encodes 766 amino acids. Gene Ontology annotation, cellular component: plasma membrane.
GGCUUGUAGCUCGAGUUAAUAAACAGUUAAGUUUGGAAGACUCGGCAGACACGUUGAGGGGGAGUUACCAAGCCCAGGCAGCAAAAACAUCCCGCCGCUGCAUUCCUGGAGAGUCCUCAGCGCCAGCAUCUGAUUAGAACCAUAUCUCAACCCGGGAGUGGCCGCGCGGCUCCGAGGCUCCCGGCCGGCGGCUAUUUAAGCGGGGCCCUCCGUGUCCUCGGCGCUGCAGCCUGGAGGCUCCGGGCGCGGGGAAGUCAUGCUGGCUCCGCAGAGGCACUAGCUAGUCAGUCGUAAAGGAUAUGUAAUCAAAGGAAGCCAAAUACCUUCAGGACAAUAACAAUGUCAUCAAAGUCGUACCUUAUCUAAGCGUGGUAGCACAAGCCGUUCAACACUUGGGUAGCUGAAGCCAGAUGGUGUGCAUUGUGUCCAUUUGAGACCUGCCCAUCGGGGACUGCCUGGUAUUUGUGAGUGUCUGCUGCUGGGUUUUCUGCUUGCCUUCCUGUCAUGUCUAACGAAGCAGAAACAAGCACAACCAACGGUCAGCCUGACCAACAGGCUGCACCGAAAGCACCAUCAAAGAAGGAAAAGAAGAAAGGUUCUGAAAAGACAGACGAGUAUCUGUUGGCCAGGUUCAAAGGAGAUGGUGUAAAGUACAAGGCCAAGCUAAUCGGUAUUGAUGACGUGCCCGAUGCAAGAGGAGACAAAAUGAGCCAGGAUUCUAUGAUGAAACUCAAGGGAAUGGCAGCAGCUGGUCGCUCUCAGGGACAACACAAGCAAAGAAUCUGGGUCAACAUUUCCCUGUCUGGCAUAAAAAUUAUUGACGAGAAAACUGGGGUAAUUGAGCAUGAACAUCCAGUAAAUAAGAUUUCCUUCAUUGCUCGUGAUGUGACAGACAACAGAGCAUUUGGUUAUGUCUGUGGAGGAGAAGGCCAGCAUCAAUUUUUUGCCAUAAAAACAGGGCAACAGGCUGAACCAUUAGUCGUCGAUCUUAAAGACCUUUUUCAAGUUAUCUAUAAUGUAAAGAAAAAGGAAGAAGAUAAGAAAAAGGUUGAAGAAGCCAACAAAGCAGAAGAGAAUGGGAGUGAGGCUCUAAUGACCCUUGAUGAUCAAGCUAACAAACUGAAACUGGGUGUUGACCAGAUGGAUUUGUUUGGGGACAUGUCUACACCUCCUGACCUAAAUAGUCCAACAGAAAGCAAAGAUAUCCUGUUAGUGGAUCUAAACUCUGAAAUCGACACCAAUCAGAACUCUUUAAGAGAAAAUCCAUUCUUAACAAAUGGAGUCACCUCCUGUUCUCUCCCUCGACCAAAGCCUCAGGCACCCUUCUUGCCUGAAAAUGCCUUUUCUGCCAAUCUCAACUUCUUUCCCACCCCUAAUCCUGAUCCUUUCCGUGAUGAUCCUUUUGCACAGCCAGACCAAUCGGCACCCUCUUCGUUCGAUUCUCUCACAUCUCCAGAUCAGAAGAAAGCGAAUCCGAGUAGCUUGCCUACUCCACAGAGUAAAGGGCCCCUGAACGGUGAUACUGAUUACUUUGGUCAGCAAUUUGACCAGAUCUCUAACCGGACUGGCAAACAGGAAGCUCAGGGAGUCCCAUGGCCCUAUCCAAGUUCGCAAAUGCAGCAAGCAGUGAGAACUCAAAAUGGGGUAUCUGAAAGAGAACAGAACGGCUUCCAUAUCAAAUCUUCCCCGAAUCCUUUUGUGGGAAGCCCUCCCAAAGGACUAUCGGUACCGAAUGGCGUCAAGCAGGACUUGGAAAGCUCUGUCCAGUCCUCAGCACAUGACUCCAUAGCCAUUAUCCCACCUCCACAAAGUACCAAACCAGGAAGAGGCAGAAGGACUGCUAAGUCUUCAGCAAAUGACUUGCUUGCUUCAGACAUCUUUGCCUCAGAACCUCCAGGCCAGAUGUCUCCCACAGGACAACCUUCAGUCCCACAGUCGAACUUUCUGGAUCUCUUCAAAGGCAGCGCUCCUGCCCCAAUGGGGCCCCUUGUAGGUCUAGGUACUGUCCCAGUAACACCCCCCCAAGCAGGACCUUGGACACCUGUUGUCUACAGUCCUUCGACAACUGUGGUACCAGGAGCCAUAAUAACUGGCCAGCCCCAGGGUUUUGGUCAGCCACUCGUUUUUGGUACAACCCCAGCAGUCCAAGUCUGGAAUCAGCCUCCAUCAUUCGCAAGCCCAGCUUCCCCUCCCACCCCUGCAGUUUGGUGUCCUACCACAUCUGUGGCACCCAACACUUGGUCAUCCACAAGCCCUCUGGGGAAUCCUUUUCAGAGUAAUACUAUCUUUCCACCUCCCACCAUGUCCACCCAGUCCUCUCCUCAACCUAUGAUGUCCUCUGUUCUGGCCACACCUCCUCAACCACCACCCCGAAAUGGCCCAGUAAAGGACAUUCCCAGUGAUGCUUUCACUGGCUUAGACCCCCUUGGGGAUAAAGAGGUCAAGGAAGUGAAAGAAAUGUUUAAGGACUUGCAGCUGCGGCAGCCACCUCUUGUACCCUCAAGGAAGGGAGAGACGCCUCCCUCUGGGACUUCAAGCGCCUUCUCCAGUUACUUCAACAAUAAAGUUGGCAUUCCUCAGGAGCAUGUAGACCAUGAUGAUUUUGAUGCCAAUCAGCUGUUGAGCAAGAUUAAUGAACCACCAAAGCCAGCCCCCAGACAAGGUGUCCUCUCGGGUACCAAGUCUGCUGACAACUCACAUGAGAACCCUUUCUCCAAAGGGUUCAGCUCAUCAAACGCCUCCGUGGUUUCUCAGCCUGCAUCUUCUGAUGCCCACAGGAGCCCUUUCGGAAAUCCUUUUGCCUAGCUUCUGAAGCCAUAAUGCUGACUAUGCAGAUGGGCAAAAGACUGGCUUUGGUCAAGGACAAAGCAGAGAGCCAGCACCGGGCUGACCUCUACCCUUGCUCCAGCUUUGACGUAUUACCUGUUACCCUGUGUGUCUUGGCCUCUUGUACUUGUAAUACGCCUUUCACUUUCUGUCUAGGCUAAAACUAAACUGAAACUAUGGCUUUACAUAAAUUAAGUUCCUAAACUCUCUAGCUCCAAUAUAAAUGAAGUAGCUUCCCUACCAAAUCCUUGUCUGUUGAGCCCCCUCGAACCUUCCAGAAUAUUCUCCAUUCUACCCUCCCCUUGAGAGGUGCGGCCAUCUUUACCCUUAAUACCACACUGCCUUGAGUAAGUGUCCAAAUCCUCAUAGCUCUCAGUUGGGGUUCCUGGCGUGCAACAUAAACCUACAUCGUUUCUCAGCUCAUUAUAUCAUCUACCAAUCUCGCCCCAAGUGGCGAUUGAUUACAUUUGUUUGACUUGAAGAAGAAAAAGAUCUAACUCAAAACAUAAGGGAUUAUUCAAAGCUAAUAAAACAGUUUCUCCCCGGGACCCCACAUUGUUAUCAUUCCAGACAUUUUGCAGCUGUUUGACCCUGAUGACAUUAUGCCCUACAUUUUCCUUGAAGAUCCUGAUUUUAUUUCAUGUGAUUUUUUUUCUCAAUAAAGAUGAUUAUUGUGUGCAUUACUUUAAAAAAAAAGUAUAAUUUUUCUUUCUUCUGGUGAUUUUUCCCAGGACCUAGGCUAUACCAUUUUUAAUCUCUUGCUGGCUGUUUUAAAUGAGAGGAAAGCAUAAUUUAUCUCUCCCUGUCUUUCUCUCUCUUUCUCUUUCCAUUCAUUUUGCUCCUGGGUUUAUAUAAACAAUACCCACUCUUUACCAGGAACAGAUUUUUCACGAGGCAAAAAGCAUACACCCACUCCAGUCACUGUUAGUCCAGGGGUAGACUUCUGGAAGGUGCACCCUCUUCAGCGUCCCUACGACUUGGGGGACUGUUUUCUUAGAUUGAAGUUUCAUCGAGCAAUUUAAAACAGUAUAGGAACUGGACUCUGCUCAGCAAUAAAGGACUGUAUUCUGAAAGCUAAAUGUGACUGUGACAAACACACCCACAGGCUCCUUACUGGAUGACUAGGCCUUUAUCCAAGUAACCAGAAAACUUUCCUGAAGCCACAAUUAUGGACAAAUAUUUGGGGUUAUCAUUAAAAUCUACUGGCAAUAUUUUCCUCAUAACCUCAGAGACAUACACAGUAGAUUUUCAUUUUCAGGCCUUUUGGUAUACGGGGCUGAAGGGUUUGUUCCUGCCAAGUUGUGUUUUCUUUAGUUUAUGUUGAGGGUUUUUUUUUUUUUAAUAUUAUCUCUUGACCCAAAAUGCUCAGGUUCUUGUGGGUGUGAGUGCAAUCUUACCUACCUUUCGCUGGAAGAGAAUGACUGCUCAGUCUUUAAACAAGGAACCAGCCUUGUGAGCCUCUGUUGAUUAGCCCCAAGUAAUCCACGCUGAAGUCCUGUGGGUUUCUGUUGAACGCUAAUCAUUAAUUAUCUAUGAUAUAUGUUUCUUUUAUUUUCCUGUCUGACUUCCUACUCAGUUGUUAUAAACACAGACUUGAAAUCAUACUUUAAAAAUUCCAAAUACCUGAAGAUGUGCUAAACUGGAGGUAACUCUUUCUAGAUAGUUGAAUUUUUUGAAAGUGAUGAUCAGCCACACAACAGUUUUGUACGUACUUGUCUUCCUGUGCACUUUUCUGUAUGCAAAUAAAGCUAUAAAUUUACUCAUUCAAUAAACUGGAAUGACAAAAAUCUCA